Molecule: messenger RNA, 3571 nt
Organism: Neogale vison (American mink)
Lineage: Eukaryota; Metazoa; Chordata; Mammalia; Carnivora; Mustelidae
Gene: WHRN
Product: whirlin
Exons: 13
Coding region: 1-2901 (966 amino acids)
Biological process (GO): sensory perception of sound; auditory receptor cell stereocilium organization
Cellular component (GO): photoreceptor inner segment; plasma membrane; stereocilia ankle link complex
Molecular function (GO): protein binding
Source: RefSeq, a predicted model, not a curated record
AUGAACGCACCGCUGGACGGCCUGUCGGUGAGCUCGUCCUCCACCGGCUCGGGGGGCUCGGCGGCCGGGGCGGGCGGCGGCGGCGGCGGGGGCGCGGGGCUGCGGCUUCUGUCUGCCAACGUGCGCCAGCUGCACCAGGCGCUGACGGCGCUGCUGAGCGAGGCGGAGCGGGAGCAGUUCACGCACUGCCUGAACGCGUACCACGCGCGCCGCAACGUCUUCGACCUGGUGCGCACCCUGCGCGUGCUGCUGGACAGCCCGGUCAAGCGGCGCCUGCUGCCCAUGCUGCGCCUGGUCAUCCCGCGCUCCGACCAGCUGCUCUUCGACCAGUACACAGCCGAGGGCCUCUACCUGCCCGCCACCACCCCCUACCGGCAGCCCGCCUGGGGCGGCCCCGACGGUGCGGGGCCGGGGGAGGUGCGCCUGGUGAGCCUGCGGCGCGCCAAGGCCCACGAGGGCUUGGGCUUCAGCAUCCGCGGGGGCUCGGAGCAUGGCGUGGGCAUCUAUGUGUCGCUGGUGGAGCCAGGCUCUCUGGCCGAGAAGGAAGGGCUGCGAGUUGGGGACCAGAUUUUGCGUGUCAACGACAAGUCCCUGGCCCGGGUGACCCACGCUGAGGCUGUCAAGGCUCUGAAGGGCUCGAAGAAGCUGGUGCUGUCUGUGUACUCGGCGGGGCGCAUCCCUGGGGGGUAUGUCACCAGCCACAUCUACACCUGGGUGGACCCGCAGGGCCGCAGCAUCUCCCCGCCCUCGGGCCUGCCCCCGAGCCACGGCAGCACCCUGAGGCAGCGUGAGGGGGACUCGAGGAGCGCCCUGAACCUCCUGCAAGGCGGGGAUGAGAAGAAGGUGAACCUGGUCCUGGGAGAUGGCCGGUCCCUGGGCCUCACAAUCCGCGGGGGAGCCGAGUACGGCCUAGGCAUUUACGUCACUGGCGUGGAUCCGGGCUCAGAAGCCGAAAGCAGCGGACUCAAGGUUGGGGACCAGAUUCUGGAGGUGAACGGGCGGAGCUUUCUCAACAUCCUGCACGACGAGGCAGUCCGGCUGCUCAAGUCUUCGCAGCACCUCAUCCUGACGGUGAAGGACAUCGGGAGGCUGCCCCACGCCCGCACCACGGUGGACGAGACCAAGUGGAUUGCCAGUUCCCGGAUUGGGGACACCAGCACGAACCUGGCAGGAUUUCCUGGGGAUCUUCCCACGGAAGGGACAAACAAGCCGGGAUUCUACAAGGGGCCAGCCGGCUCCCAGGUGACCCUGAGCAGCCUGGGGAACCAGACGCGCCUGCUGCUGGAGGAGCAGGCCCGGCACUUGCUGAACGAGCAGGAACGCGCCACCAUGGCCUACUAUCUGGACGAGUACCGCGGCGGCAGCGUCUCCGUGGAGGCCCUGGUCAUGGCCCUGUUUGAGCUGCUCAACACCCACGCCAAGUUCUCGCUCCUGUCUGAGGUGAGGGGCACCAUCUCCCCGCAAGACCUGGACCGCUUCGACCACCUGGUGCUGAGGCGGGAGAUCGAGUCCAUGAAGGCCCGGCAGCCCCCGGGCCCUGGGGCCGGGGACACCUACUCCAUGGUCUCCUACAGCGACACGGGCUCAUCCACAGGCAGCCAUGGCACCUCCACCACCGUCAGCUCGGCCAGGAUCCUGUCCCUCAUGGAGCUCACCUGCUUUCCUGACUGUGUUCAAACGCCUGUCACAUGGCUCUCACCUCUUCUGAGUUUGUCUUCCCUGGGAAACAGGAGGGACCAGGGACCAGGCAGGGAGCACGUCUUUCUCCUGUCUGUCUGCCCAGUGCCAGCCCAGGCUCUGGAAAACACUCUGGACCUGGAGGAAACUGGUGAGACUGUCCAGGGCACUACAAACACCCUCCCCGAUGUUUCCCUGGACGAUGUCAAAGCCCCGUCCGAGGGGCUGCCGAGUUACAAGCCACCACCUCCCCCGCCACCUCUGGCCCAAGGCCACAACCGCCCACACGCCCCGCCGAGGAAGCCAGGGAAGGAGGACCUCCAGCCACCGUCCUCCGCGUCUUCCCACUCGGGCAUCGUCUUCUCGGCUCCAAGAAACCACAGCCCACCAGCGGGGACCGCGCCUGCCCCGGGGGCCUCCUCAGCACAAGACUCGCCCUCCUCCCCCAUUUAUGCCUCUGUCUCCCCCGCCAACCCCGGCUCCAAGAGGCCCCUGGACGCCCACCUGGCCCUGGUCAACCAGCACCCCAUCGGCCCCUUCCCGCGCGUCCAGUCACCCCCACACCUGAAAAGCUCCCCCGCAGAGGCCACGCUGGCGGGGGGCUGCCUCCCGCCACCCUCCCCCUCCGGCCGGCCAGACCCAGUGGGCACAAACCAGCACUUUGUCAUGGUGGAGGUGCACCGGCCCGACAGUGAGCCGGACGUGAACGAAGUGAGGGCGCUGCCCCAGACCCGCACAACCUCCACACUCUCCCAGCUCUCGGACAGUGGGCAGACCCUGAGCGAGGACAGCGGUGUGGAUGCCGGUGAGGCGGAAGCCAGCGCUCCGGGCCGAGGCAGACAGAUGGCAUCUACCAAGAGCAGGAGUAGCAAGGAGCCACCUCGGAACGAGAGGACCACAGAGGGGGCCACCAAACCGCCUGGACUCCUGGAGCCCACGUCCACUCUGGUCCGCGUGAAGAAAAGUGCGGCCACCCUGGGCAUUGCCAUCGAGGGUGGCGCCAAUACCCGCCAGCCUCUGCCCCGGAUCGUCACGAUUCAGCGAGGCGGUUCGGCCCACAACUCCGGGCAGCUCAAGGUGGGCCACGUGAUUCUGGAAGUGAACGGGCUGACCCUUCGGGGUAAGGAGCACCGGGAGGCGGCGCGCAUCAUUGCAGAGGCCUUCAAGACCAAGGAGCGAGACUACAUCGACUUUCUGGUCACCGAGUUCAAUGUGAUGCUCUAGAGGCUGGGGCCCGGAGACCUCCCGCUGCUGCCCAGUCCCCGGCCCCGGUCCCUCCUCCCUCCUGGCACUAGUCAGCUCCCUGAGGGCCGGGGCUGCAUAGCCAGGGGUGCAGGAAGACAUCCCCCCACUCUUUCCCGGCCCGCUGGCCCAGAACCAGGAGAAGAGAGCCGGAUGAGGAAACAGAAGGUCAGGUCGGGAUCCGGUGCCAUGCUUGGCGUACACAGUAGGCGCUCAGUACAAGUGGUGGGAAGGAGAGAAAGUCCACCUGAGGCCUGCCAGGGUCUGUCUCCCUGGGUUGGAUGAGGCCACUGGGCCCCGUUCCCUGGCCAGCUAGGACCUGGCCAGUCCUCUGGUGUCUGAGUCUUUAUCCAUUGUAAGACCACCUGAGAAUUCAUGGACACGGCCCCACCAGGGGCAUCUCGCAGGACCUUUAGUGCCACAAAUAAGCGUCAAGCACCUCCCCCCAUUCACACCCCCUUUCUUCCUGGCUCCUUAUUCCCCCCAUAAUAUUUAUUAUUUAUUUCCCUCUCGUCACCCCUGGGGACCCCAAGACCCCAGCUUCCCACCCUGCCCCCAGCCUAUCCCAGAGGCCUUGCAGGGGACCCGCGAUGUUCGUGUAUUUAUAUACAGAGCUUAUGACUUUAAUUUUUCAAUAAAGAAACCUGAACAA